GCCGCUCAGCUUGGACUACAAACGGCUUUCGUCAACACGUUUCCUUCUGUCGCCCGCUUGAGUAUCUCCACUCUCUCUUGUGACUCACUUCCGCAAUCAUCAUGAUUUCUGAUACCUCAUCUCCGAUAGUUUCUGGAGAGCGUGGUUCUAUAAACCCGCCCGACUCCGAAGUUACUCGUCUUCAAGCGCGUCUCAUCGCCUCGGGAGCCGAGAUCAGCAUUCUUGCCACCGAGCUACGCGGCACCAGGCAGCACGUCUGUCGACUCCAACACGAGAGCGCUGCUCGGGAUGAGGUAUAUCACUCCAGCAUCGAGGAGAACAAAGCAGCAGCGGCACUACAGGACGCGGAGAUAUCAAGGCUGCGGUCUAGGUUUCAUCGAGAGCGCAACCUACGUCGGUCGAGCGAGAAGGCUGCGGAUCGUGCCGUCACGGAAGCACGAGACGCUCAUCAAGCUCUUGAGGCCCGGGCGAGGGUCGGCUUGCAGUUGUCCAUGCAGAUUGAAUGCAUCCUGGCCGCGGCGCAGCUCGACGUCAUAGAUGCCGACACCGCUUGCAGGAACUUCAAGAACCAGGAAGCUGUUUACAUCCACCGUGUCGAACGGGCCGAACUCGAGCUUCUCAGCGCGAGGGAAGAGAUAGAAGCGCUGUCUACCGCAAACAAGGUUCUCGAGUCUGAUCUAGCCAACGUUAAGCGCAAGGCUAGCGAGUUCAAAGCAUACGUGGAGGCAUUGACUCUCAAGGCCACUAACUCGCGGUCAUUAUCGACCAGAAUACUACGCCUCCCAGCUCAGGACCCUGAUCCCAACGUUGCUUCCAGAUCCAAGUCAAUGGGCGCAUCCUCUCGCUCCGCCUCCGUCACGGAAGCUCGUCCUAAUACGUUAUCACAGCCCAUCUCCGAGUUCCCUAGGGCCUCCAUGUCUAGCCAGAGAUCUUCUUCACGCGUGUCCGCGUCUUCUCGUCUGAGUCGUCCUCGCCCUGUACGCGACUCUCUCCCUCCACCUCCGCCUCCGUCGCAAAGGGAGCAGGCACUUGAAAGAGAACUAGCUGACCUCUAUGGAACGAAGCUGGCGCUCGAGAAGACUCUGAGAGAUGAGAUUGCUCUUGUGCGCGAGGAGAAGGCAGUUUUAGCACGGGCGACGCGCGCACUGCGGUCCGAUAAGCGACGCAUCACUAGGGUCUUAGGAAGUAUUGGUACUAGAAUCACGCCGAAGCCAAUGCAACGGCUUCGCAGUAUCAAGGAUAGAAAGGCUGGCCAGGGGUAUAUCAGGUCUUCGUCUCCCGGCAAUGCGUCAAGCUACCUGGCCUUACCUUCCAGGGAGGAAGAAGGCGUCUCUUUCCUACCCUCUGUCGCCCCCGAUGAUCAGCUCGAUACGGCAACAGUCUUAUCUGAUAGUCUUAGUGAUGUCUUCUGUGGCAAUAUCUCGCUUCAUGCGUCUCUUCUGACCUCCGAAGAAGCCGUCGAUGAUGUCACGAAGAACAGCCCUCCGUUCAGACGCACGCUCCUGAAGCUCAAGGCCUCUCUCGCAACCCCAUCCACUGCGUACCACACCGAUAACAGCACACCCACUAGGACGUGUUCUUAUCUCCAUCCUAGUGGCGGGGCACAUUUGGCCUCAUCGUCUAGUGGCGAUGGCGUACUUUUUGAACUCGCUACACCGUCGUCGUCGCCGCACCGGAGAGACGGGCGCCGGAACGGGAGACUGUUUGAGCGAGCCCCAGCCCUUGAUCAUCGGCACAGCGAUCGUAGAGAAGGCAAGUUUAUCGAGGAGAUGGAGGAGGGUCUUUCCUAUUUCGAUGACGAAGCAAGCGGUCUUGCCGAGAUGAAGCUGGAUAAACGCUCGAGCAGGGUAUAG
Coniophora puteana RWD-64-598 SS2 is the source of this 1853-nucleotide messenger RNA. RefSeq lists its product as uncharacterized. The transcript is spliced from 4 exons. The record is from RefSeq and is a predicted model, not a curated record. Bases 102 to 1853 code for a protein of 583 amino acids. NCBI's taxonomy places the organism in Eukaryota, Fungi, Basidiomycota, Agaricomycetes, Boletales, Coniophoraceae.